GGGCGGCUGUAGGAAACGAAAUACCUUGGAUUUGUUUAUUUUAUUCUCUCUCUAUCAUUUUCAUAGACGACGGUUUUUUUUAGAGAUGCAAUCGCUCUUCAAACCCUCCACCUUCACUUCUCAUCCACAUCCGUUACAUACCGUCCCGAAAUAUCGGAUCCGAAAAACCGGGAGGAUGCUAGGAAUAUCGUGUGCGUCGGAUCCAAUGCCGGAUCUGUUGGUGGAGAAGAAGCUGGGGAAGGAGGUGAAGCUAUGGGGCGGGCGAUUCGAAGAGAGCGUAACGGAUGCAGUGGAGAAGUUCAGCGAAUCGGUAUCGUUCGAUAAAGAGCUCUACAAGCACGAUAUAAUGGGGAGCAGAGCACACGCCACCAUGCUCGCGCACCAGUGAUGUAGGGCUUGAUGACUGCCAGUGAUAGAGAUAAGAUAUUGCGAGGUCUUGAUGAAAUAGAGAGGAUGAUUGAAUCAGGGAAAUUUAUCUGGAGAGCUGAUAGGGAGGAUGUACAUAUGAAUAUUGAAGCAGCACUUACAGACAUGAUUGGGGAACCUGCAAAAAAGCUGCACACUGCUAGAAGUCGAAAUGAUCAAGUGGUAACAGAUCUUCGCCUAUGGUGUCGAGAUGCUAUAGAUGGGAUCCUCACCAGAAUUAAACAACUUCAGGUAGCACUAGUGAAAUUAGCUUUAAAAAAUGAAGGCCUAAUAGUUCCAGGAUAUACACAUCUGCAGAGGGCUCAGCCUGUUCUACUACAACAUCUUCUUUUGUCAUAUGUUGAGCAGCUCGAACGUGAUGCUAUUCGGUUCGUAAACUGCAAAAAUGGGUUAAACUUUUGCCCGCUUGGUGCUUGUGCAUUGGCUGGUACUGGCCUUCCAAUAGAUAGGCACAUGACUUCAGAUGCUUUGGGGUUUACUGCACCUAUGAGGAACAGCAUCGAUGCAGUAUCAGACAGGGAUUUUGUUUUGGAGUUCUUGUCCACUAAUUCUAUCACUGCUGUUCAUCUUUCUCGACUUGCCGAAGAAUGGGUUUUGUGGGCAUCAGAAGAAUUUGGGUUCUUGACCCCUAAUGAUUCGGUCUCAACUGGAAGCAGCAUCAUGCCUCAGAAGAAAAAUCCAGAUCCGAUGGAACUUGUUCGUGGAAAGUCCGCAAGAGUUGUAGCAAGCCUGGUCAGUCUUCUUGUAUUGUGCAAGGGACUCCCACAAGCUUACAAUCGUGAUCUGCAGGUCAGUCCAUUCAUCAGGAAGGCCACAUGUACACUAAAUGGGGACCCUUGGCAUUUUCUAGAACCAUCCAUUGUUUUCAACAACAAAAAAAAAAGUGGCCCAGCUGACAAGUCAAUUGGCAUAAUUCUCAGAUUGGGCCUCGCCUACAAAGUGGGCUCAUGCGAUGCAUGUUUCCAGCAUCCCAUGUCAGAACAGGAAGACAAGGAGCCGCUAUUCGACAGUGUUAAAACCAUCAAAGGAAUGCUUGAGGUGACCGCAGAGUUUGCACAGAACAUCACGUUCAAUCGUGAGAGAAUACAAAGGUCUCUACAUGCAGGGCAUCUUGAUGCCACUACACUUGCAGAUUACUUGGUCAAGAAGGGUGUACCCUUUAGGACUUCUCAUGAUAUAGUUGGGAGAGCCGUUGCAUUUUCCCUCUCAAAAGGCUGCCAGCUUUGUGAGCUGACUCUCGGGGAGCUAACAAGUAUAAAUCCCGUGUUUGAUGCGGAUGUUUACGAUUUCCUUGGUGUCGAAAACUCAGUUGAAAAGUUCUGCUCAUAUGGAUCAACGGGCUUGGAACGUGUGGCUGCGCAACUCAACUUCUGGGUCAACACACUCAACAUUGACAGUCACCAGGAGCCAUAGAGGCAUGCAAGAAAGGAAAUUUCACCUACAAAUGCAUGGAUGAUAUUCAUUUUUGAACUGUGGAUGUGCUGGCUUGGGCAUUAAUGCUUGUCCUCAUUGAAUGGUGCACCCGUUCUUGAGCCGGGCCCAUGUACCGGAGGAACCACCGGCGAUCUGAACUUUCCCAAGAGCAACUUGGCCAUUGAAAUCGUCCAUGACACCUCAUGCAUUGUUGUUAAAUCGACAAAUUCUCUCUCCGCCGUUAGCAAAGCAGGAUAUUUACUGUGUUUUGGUUGGGACUUAUGAGGAACAUAACUGCAAUUUAAGGUAUAUUUUGUGGUUAUGAACACUAUCCAUGCCUAUCCAAAAUGCAAAUCAUCGUAUUCAUUCUUAUGGAAACGGGAAUGAAAAAGAGGAUUAUUUUUUCUCUCUCAA
Molecule: messenger RNA, 2253 nt
Organism: Magnolia sinica
Lineage: Eukaryota; Viridiplantae; Streptophyta; Magnoliopsida; Magnoliales; Magnoliaceae
Product: argininosuccinate lyase, chloroplastic
Exons: 8
Coding region: 400-1839 (479 amino acids)
Cellular component (GO): cytosol
Molecular function (GO): argininosuccinate lyase activity
Source: RefSeq, a predicted model, not a curated record